GAGUUGGCAACACUGGUACUGUCAACUUGUCAAAUGUCAAGUGCCGCAAUGAAUGUACACUGUAAAACUCUAUUUGUUUUAAAUUUUGUCAAUACCUACUAAUUUUAAAAUAAAUAUACGCAUUAGUUAAGUAAAUUAAGUUAGUAUCGUGAAAUAAUUAAUUAUUACGAAAAUGGAUGAUCUCUACGAUAACUUGGAAAAUUAUAAUGACGUAAAUAUCGUUAAUGAGCUAAAAACUGAAAACAAGGAGCUAAAAUUGAAGCUUGAAGAAUACUCCAAAGCCAUGGUUCAGUUACAAAAAAAUAUUUUUCAGGAUUUUGACAAACUCAGUAGUGAAUAUAAAAAACUAGAGAUUAAUUACUCGUCAUUACUGAAGACAGCAAGAGCUGAAAUACAGAGGAAGACUGAAAUGAUUAACACCUUAAAUUUAGAAAAAGAUAGGAUAAUAUUAAAAACUCUGAAAAAUACGGAAAAAAGAGUCUUGAAUGCUGCCAAGAGCCAAAUGUAUUCUAAAGGACUUACUGAAAAAGAUGAAAGUACUGAAACAAUCAUAAACAAAGAUAAACAAAAUAGUGAAGCAUCAGUGGAAAGCAAAAUUCAGAAAGAUAAUAGAGUUGAUUCACAUCAAACUCCGUCAGUAGAUUCUAUAAGUGCAGAAAAUAAGUCUAGUAUAAGUGAAGAAAAGGCCUCGAAGGCUUUUGAUUCCAGAGAGAAAAAUAAAAACAAAGAGAAUUUACCAAGAGGUCAUAAAUAUUCGAUUGUACGAAGUAAUGAUAAUGAAACAACUAGAAGAUUUACCACUCCAGUUGAUAGCUAUUACGAAGCUAAAUUUAGUUCAGAUGAGGACUCCGAGUUUAAAAAUUCUGACAAUAUUCGGAAAUCUCCUCUUAGGAAUGAAGUACAGUAUUAUGAAAGGCAAGACAAUAGAGAUUACAGAACAGAGCUCUAUGAACACUAUGAGCCAUUGAACGAAUUGUCAAAAAAGAGAUCAAGCAAAUACUUACACAGUGAAAGAUAUAAAAAUGCAGAUAAAUAUGAAUCUCAUUCAAGGCAUUGGAGACACUACAGUCCAGAAAGAAAUCAACAUAGAUUUAGUAAAGAGUACACAGAGUAUACUGAACAUUAUCCACCAAGAGGUGAUUAUGGGAGGCACAGAUUGACAAGGAGUCCUCCAUCUGACAAAUAUAACCGUUCAAAGAGUCGAGACAAAAGAUUUGCCUACGACAGAGAAAAUUAUCGCGAUCAUGAUAAAUAUUCUACACGUUUCUAUGAACAUGCAUCAGGAAAACAUAAAAUACGAAAUGAACUAGAUGAACCGAGUUAUAAACGACACAAAGCUGACUCAUAUAAUGAACAUAUAGAAGAAAGAAAUUGCUAUUUGAAUGAGAAAGAAAGAGAAUAUGCUGAACAACAAAGGACACAUGUUCCAAAUACUCAAGAGUAUGAUUUUCAAGAAUAUUUAUCUUGCCAAUCACCUGAUUAUAUUGUUAUUGAUAGUACUAUUCCUGAACAUUCUGUUAAAGGUACAUUUUUAUUUAGAAGUCAUGAUAUUAAUGUAUUACAAAUCAUGGGCACAGCUGCAACUAAACUAGAAGAUCCUAGAGUUUCAAAUAAAAAGUAUAUUCUAAGUUUACCUAAUAACACAUUAUCUACAGUAGUUGGUCGAAAUAUUGACUUAAAAAUGGUUGAUAAAUCUGUUUGGGGUAUUGAGAAAAUUGACGUUCCAGCAGCCUUGACUAAGAGAAUUUCUGAACAAAACAGCGAUAUUUUAUUAAAAGAUAUAUGCAUGAAUAUUGAAGAUCCCUCAUUACAUGACUCACUGGAAUCUGGGGAAAUACAAAGCUAUGAUCAUGACGAUCUCUCUACAUUUAAUUCAGGGGACAUUGAUAAAGAUGAUGGAAAUGAGACAAAUAAUAAACAUCAAAAUACUGAUUCUAGAACUCUAAUCCUCACUGAUUUGAAGGAAAAAGUAAUCUAUAAAAAAGUAUCAGAGAAACCUAUAAAUAAUAAGUUUAAAAUUCCAAAGAUAAACAAACCAGUUUUAGAUGUGCCAAAACUUUACGAGAAACAAACGUGUAAUAAGUCCGACACCAAUUUACCAGAUUUAAGAGAUUUAAAUGAUGAUGUAGAAAAACACCAACCAAGCGAGCACAAUAUAAACACUGCCGAUCCUGAUAAACUAUGUUUUGAAAAUGAGUUACCCAAAAAUAUUGUCAUUCAAAACUCAGAACAAAUAGAUUCUGAUAAAAGAAAAGAAAUAAUGAAAACCAUUGAAGGUGAUUUGGAGCUAAGUGAUGAAGCUAGCGAUGUUGAGCUUAAUGAUACAAACCAAAAAUGGAGCAAAACCGGGUCUGAUAAAGUUCAAAACGUUAAAAAAGAUCUUAUGAUAUAUCCUAGUUUACAGGAAAAUAAUUCUGCUACAACGAUCCCUCAUUCAGCGAAAAUUAGUAACAAAAAAACUGACAAAACAAAAUCUUUAACAAUUUCGGGAUCAACGAAAGAUUCUUCAAAAGAAAGUAGUAAAAAACGAAAGCGAAAAAGAAAAUCAUCAGAACAAAAUGAAAUGAAAGAGUCCCACGAUGCAAAGAAGCCGAAAGAAAAGGAAUGUAAAAAGUCUCUGUCUGAGGACAAGAAAGAAAAGGAACGUCUUUCUAAGGAAACGUUAAAUAAAUUUAGCGAUUUAUUCGGGGAUAGUAGUAGCCUAAUAACACCCGAUGACUUAGGUAUAAAUAAUGUUCCUGUACAGUCAGGUGAAAAAUAUUCCUCAAUAUUUGAAAACACUCAGGAUGCUGUUGAUUUGAGUGGUGAAGUUGUAGUUAGCAAAUUAACUAGCACUAAUAAAUCCGAUACUAUCGAUGCUGUAAUCAAUAAUAGUGCUUUUGAUACUGCUGUCGAGAAAGUAUGUGACGAAAACACUGCUAGCAAAAAUAAUUUUAGUGUAAAUGUUACGGUUGUUAAUGAUAAUGUUGAUAUUAAUGCAGAAAUCAAAAACGCAAAUUUAAAUAACGCCUAUGAAAAUGCUAAAUCAGAAAUGUCAGCAAACGAAAAUAGUAUUGUCAAAACUGUGGUUAUAUCUUCUGGAACUCAAAAUGAAUGUGUAUCGGAAAGUGUGUCAAAAGAUUCUUCAAGAACCAACGUAGAGUCUGUCACAGCAAAUACUGAUGAUAUUGCUUUGAAAAAAAGUCCAUUAAAUAAUAGCAAAGCAUUAGCAACUUCUACACCUCCAAAAUGUGGAGAUACAGUUGCACCCACUGAAGAAGUCUUUGAGUCGUCAAAAUUGAGUAACUCUUCUUAUAUUAACGACAAAAUUGAACAAAAUGAAGCUGAUAUUCCUGAUGUUAGAAUAUUUGUACGAAGACGACGAAAACCUGUAAAAAAGCCUAAUUAAUUUUCUUUUUAUAGUUUUGUACUUAUAUCUAUUGCUGAUGGUUUAUAUAUGUAUGUCAAGAUUACAAAGAUGCAUAUUUACAACAAACUAAACUAACAACAAAAUAAAAAAUGUUAUAUUUAUAGCUGUUUUUAAAGUGAUAAGGAUAAAGCGUCUCUCUUAAAAUAGACUGAAUUUUAGUUUUUCGAAAAGAAAGUAAUAAAACAUAGAAUAUCCCA
Messenger RNA from Melitaea cinxia (Glanville fritillary), 3606 nucleotides. RefSeq lists its product as uncharacterized. The transcript has 8 exons. Lineage: Eukaryota; Metazoa; Arthropoda; Insecta; Lepidoptera; Nymphalidae. The coding region runs from base 173 to 3388 and encodes 1071 amino acids. The record is from RefSeq and is a predicted model, not a curated record.